AUGGUCUGUCGUCCAGUGUUCCCUUGUCGUCGGCGAUUUUGCCCCCGGCCCUUCUUGGUGGGCUUGGUGGUGGCAAUCUGUCUCUUCUACCAGACCCUGACACUCCGAGGGACGAGGAAGCUCACAGCCGCUGACCCUGGGGCUGCCCCAAACGCACCCACCAAAACCCAAGCAAGCAGAUGUAAGAAAGGACUCUCCCUGGGCAAACAGUGCUUCCUUCUCCCCAGUAAUGCGCAGGAAAUCAGAAAGAUUGAGAAAUCGAUAAAGAUACACUUUGGGAGCCAUGACAGAAGGGCCGUCCUCUACAGGCCUCCUUCCUACAGCAAAAUGGAGUUUCAGCUCCAUCAGCACGUCCUCACUCAGCAUCGCUACUCGGUCGUCAUCGCUGAAGAAAGGCUUGGUGCUGGUCUUGGGCCGGGGCUGCUAGAAAAAGGUGAUUUGGGCUCUUGGGAUCUGCUCAUUUGCCUGUCUUCUAGGAAAGCUGGUGGAAAACCUUGCAUAUCCAAGGAAGACAUGUGCCAGUUAGGUUUACAUCAAAAGGUAAACAUAUUACCAGAAAUACAGCAUCAGCUUUGCAGUAAAGAAGGAUUAUGUCAAAUAAUUAGAAGAUUUCCAGAAUUGCGACUUGUGGUGAGCCCCUCUGUGUGUCUGGAUCAGAGCAUACAGUUAAAGCAGAGUACUCUGAGUGACCUUUUAAAAACAGUGAAGCCACAUAUGUGGAAACCAUGGGACUGGCAACGUGAACAGCUGAAUCAAACAACAGUCCUUGCUCCACAUGAAACAAUCUUUAGAGCUGAAGAACUGUCUGUGAUUCUUAAAGCAUAUGUGUUGGUGACAUCUUUAAGCCCUUUGCGUGCAUUCAUUCAUUCAACUGGCGCGGUUUGGAAUCCACCGAAGAAAAAACGCUUCACUGUCAAGUUGCAAACAUUUUUUGAGACAUUCCUGACAGCCAGUUCACCUCUUCAGGCUUUUGAUAAUAUGAAGGAAGCAAUUAGCAAACUCCUCCUAGCAGCUGAAGUAUUCAGUGAAACAUCUACUCUGGGACCAAAGACCUUCAAUAGAUGCAGAUUAUGUUUUCAACUUUUAACUUUUGAUAUUGGUUACUACAAUUUCAGGUACCCUGUUGUGCUCCAGGUGCAUGAGCAUUUAAAUUUUCAAGAUAGUGAUAAUACGGAUUUUGAGGACCAAAACACAGAAGAAUUCCUUUUACAAGAUACUUUCAAUUUUCUCUUCUCUAAUGAAUCUUCACUUCCCAUGUUUUCUGAGAUAUUUCAGGGACUUUAUGUAUCAGGUGUUUUUAAGGGCGAAAACUAUCAAAAGGAACCAAAUCAAUGCCUGUCUUUAGAGGAGAUGCACUCAAUUAUGACUUUCAUAAAGGAACUUGGGAGUUUGGGGCCAUUCCAACUGCUCUUCCCAUCUACUGCUCCUGGGAUUCAGUCUUUGAUGCGUGAAUUUUAUGAUAUGGCAAAUCCUAUAGGACAACCUAGUUCAGUCCUGACUCAGUACUGGUCUCUUUUAAAUGUAUUUGAACAAUUUCGGCUCCUGAAUAAAAACGCACAGCUACACCCACUGGAAUGGGCUUCUUUCACAGAGGAUGAGAACAUUGAAAAACCGCAAGUGCCAUUUGAUGCAAUUGAAAAUAAAAAAGCUUCUGUUCCACGAAUUAUGAGUGAAACCAAAGAAGUUCAUUGUAGUAAUGAUGACACACAAUGUUAUAUCAAACAGAUCCUCACACAUCCACAUUUGGAACUGAAUCCUGAAUUUAACCCGAAGAUCACAGAUUAUUACUCUGAAGUUCCAUUUGACGUGGUAACAGUGACAAUUGGAGCAGAGACUUCUAAUUGUCAGUGCAAGGUGUACCUGCACGAUCGGGCAGGAACAAGCUUUGCCAACUACCCUCUGGGCUUGGGAAUGAACAAAAUCUCAAUGUUUGUGGCAGAUGAGUCUCCAGCACAGGGUGAGACCCUGAUCACGUACAAGCUCACCAUCUACAGAGAAGAUCGUCCAAGUCUGCCCUUGUUUGAGGACUUCUCAGCAUGCGGGUUUGUGCAGGAUUGUGGUUUGCUGAUUCACCCAGAAGAAGCCUGUGGAUUACAGCCUAUUUCCUCUGACUACAUUGAAGCCAUUUCACAGCCUGAACUAAAGAUCUGUCCAUCUGGGGACACAAAAGGCCAAUGGAUCGUGCCUUGCCUUAGCUGUUCAGACAACAGGACCUGUGACUGGAGAGAGAUAACGUGGCAGCCUCAGAACUGCCAGUACAGCGUUCUAACUAAGCCUCAACUCCAGCGGUGCCUGGGGGGAAGGAAGAUUCUUUUCAUUGGAGAUUCAACCAAUAGAGGAAUAAUGUACUAUCUGAUCGAAAGACUAAAUGAAACCUUGCAAGAAUGGCAGAAGGUCCACGGCACAAAAUUCUACCACAAUGUCAAUGGUGGGAAGACUUUGGUCAGUUAUUCCUACUAUCCCCAGUUCUGGAUAAGCCCUUCAUUGAGACCAACAUUUGAAAAAGCACUUGAACAUCUCUUGCAAAGAUCACGUCCCCUGGAGAAUACAGGCCAGACCGUAUUGGUCGUUGGUGGUGUUCAGUGGCUUAAUUCCCAUCACCUACAAAUUAUUCACAAGGUUUUGAAGAGGGAAAAUUUACUCAAUAUCCUUGUGAUCAUCAAAACUUUGGGAAUUGGAUUUCAUCUCCCAGUGGAUGGACUGCAUUUCUUGACACAGAGUGAAGUUCAGAACUUAUGGAAAGAAAAUUUGAUUAUUCUGGAUGCUGCAAAGACAUAUGGCUAUGAAGUGGUUGACACAUUUACUAUAACGAUGGGGCGAUACAAAGAGUUUUUGCAGGGGACGUGUGGAUGUCAUUUCCAUGAGGUAGUGAAGUCAAAAUUAUCCAAAGAAUAUCACUUUAUCAGAAUGAAACAAUCAAGAAAUCAUAUUGUGGGAAGAUAUUUCAGCAAUCAAAGCAAACGACAACGAGACUCUGUAACAAAUUCUCAAUCACCAUAUCAUGUCAGAGGUCCAGUUAAUCAGGUUUGCUCUGAAAUCCUUCUCAGCAGGAUGUGUGCAAGUAAAAACACUGUGUAG
Puma concolor (puma) is the source of this 3078-nucleotide messenger RNA. It is a transcript of the gene CPED1, whose product is annotated as cadherin like and PC-esterase domain containing 1. The record is from RefSeq and is a predicted model, not a curated record. NCBI's taxonomy places the organism in Eukaryota, Metazoa, Chordata, Mammalia, Carnivora, Felidae.